UGCACCGGCGCUAAAGUUUGUUAUUGUUGUAUUGUAUUGAUUAGUAAUAACUGCUUUUAAAAGAUAUUUUAUUACAAUUUUUAUUUAAUAAAGAAAUAAGAAAUUAUUAAAAAAGAAGUGAAAAAUGUAAAAAAUUGUGAAUCUAUACAAAAAUAUCUAUCAUUUUGUAAAUUAUUUUUAAAUUUUUUUUUCAAAAUUGAUAAAUGAUAGAAUAGAUAAUCCAUUGUUUACAUGGAUUAUUACUUUAUAUUUAACAAUAUAAAAAUUAUUUUAAUUAAAACAUAUAUUUUAGAUAAAGUUAAUUAAAUAUAACAGAAUUUUUAUACAAAAAUGAUAUUCUGUUUAAUGAAAUUACAUAUUUUUUGUUAAAAAGUAUUUAAUAUUAAACAAAUAAAAAUAUGGAUUCUGCUACUGAAUCAGAGCAUAUAGAAAAAUUAAUAAAAGAAGCUGAAAGCUUAAAAAUUCGUUUAGAAGAUGAACGACAGAAAUUAAAUGAUAUUACUCUUGCUAGUGUAGCAGAUAGAUUAGAAACUAUUAGUUGCAUUAAUGUAAAACCACGUCGUGUUCUAAAAGGUCAUCAAGCGAAAGUUCUUUGUUCUGAUUGGUCACCAGAUAAGCGUCAUAUUGUAUCUUCUUCACAAGAUGGCAAAAUGAUAAUAUGGGAUGCUUUUACAACAAAUAAAGAACAUGCUCUUACUAUGCCAACCAUUUGGGUAAUGGCUUGUGCUUAUGCUCCAAGUGGUGCUCUUGUUGCUUGCGGAGGAUUAGAUAAUAAAGUUACUGUAUAUCCUUUAAGUCAAGAAGAUGAUGUAUCAACUCGUAAAAAAACUGUUGCUACACAUACAUCUUAUAUGUCUUGUUGUGUAUUUCCUAAUAGUGAUCAACAAAUUUUAACGGGUAGUGGAGAUAGCACUUGUGCUUUAUGGGAUGUAGAAAGUGGUCAAUUAUUACAAAGCUUUCUUGGUCAUUCAAGUGAUGUUAUGUCUAUUGAUUUAGCACCAAGUGAAACUGGUAACACAUUUGUUUCUGGUAGUUGUGAUAAAAUGGUUUUAAUAUGGGAUAUGCGAACUGGUCAAUGUGUUCAAAGUUUUGAAGGACAUCAAUCUGAUGUAAAUUCUGUAAAAUUUCAUCCAGGUGGUGAUGCAGUAGCAACAGGUUCUGAUGAUGCAACUUGUCGACUUUUCGAUUUACGUGCAGAUAGAGAAAUAGCAGUUUAUGCAAAAGAAAGUAUAAUAUUUGGAGCAAAUGCAGUUGAUUUAAGCAUUAGUGGACGAUUACUUUUUGCUGGUUAUAAUGAUUAUACUGUAAAUAUAUGGGAUACUCUAAAAUGUCAGCGAGUUGCAUUUUUAUACGGACAUGAAAAUCGAGUAUCUUGUUUACGAGUUUCUCCAGAUGGAACUGCUCUCUCUACUGGAAGCUGGGAUUCAACUCUACGAGUGUGGGCUUAAUUUUA
Messenger RNA from Apis dorsata (giant honeybee), 1453 nucleotides. It is a transcript of the gene Gbeta5, whose product is annotated as guanine nucleotide-binding protein subunit beta-5. Gene Ontology annotation, biological process: G protein-coupled dopamine receptor signaling pathway; G protein-coupled receptor signaling pathway. The transcript has 5 exons. NCBI's taxonomy places the organism in Eukaryota, Metazoa, Arthropoda, Insecta, Hymenoptera, Apidae. The record is from RefSeq and is a predicted model, not a curated record. Gene Ontology annotation, cellular component: cytoplasm; heterotrimeric G-protein complex. Gene Ontology annotation, molecular function: signaling receptor complex adaptor activity; protein binding. Bases 399 to 1448 code for a protein of 349 amino acids.